This is a messenger RNA of Pipistrellus kuhlii (Kuhl's pipistrelle), 3145 nucleotides long. It is a transcript of the gene ZNF12, whose product is annotated as zinc finger protein 12. The record is from RefSeq and is a predicted model, not a curated record. The transcript has 5 exons. Gene Ontology annotation, biological process: regulation of transcription by RNA polymerase II. Lineage: Eukaryota; Metazoa; Chordata; Mammalia; Chiroptera; Vespertilionidae. Gene Ontology annotation, molecular function: DNA-binding transcription activator activity, RNA polymerase II-specific; RNA polymerase II cis-regulatory region sequence-specific DNA binding. Gene Ontology annotation, cellular component: nucleus. Bases 33 to 2786 code for a protein of 917 amino acids.
UCGCCCCAUACAGCGCCUCUCCGCCGCUGGACAUGGUGGAGACUUGGAAGACGCUCCCUAACGGGACGGCACGCAGACUUCUGGGAAAUGGAGUCCCGCUGCCCCGGGCGGGCCCUGGCAGGCGACUUCCGGCGUCCUGGUGCGCAUGUGCGCUCGGGCUGUGUGCGUGUACGCGCAGGCGCCCUGCCGCAGCGCCGCUGUGGCUUCCUGUCCGAGCCCCGGUCACCGCUGCCCCGGUGCCCCCGCUUCGGCCUCAGUUGGGCGAGGACCCGGGGCCUGCGGGGCUGCCGCCGUCCGGUCGGGCCGCCACCCAGCGGGCGGGGCGGGCGCUCCAGAGCCUGCGCGGGCGGAGCGUGGAGCGGGGAGCCCGAGGCCACCCCGGAGCCCGCGGGCCAGGCCGAGGAGCGGGCGGCGGCGGGUCGGGUCGGGCUGGGCCCGUCCGCCUCGCGGCGGCGCGGCCCGGGCGGGACGUCCCCGGAGUGAGUCUGUCCCGAAGGCCCAGGCCGGCGCCUCGGGGACGCGGCUUGGGAGGCGGGGACCCCGCGGGAGAAGCGGCGCCGCGGAGCCUCGGGGCAGGUCCGCCUCUGGUUUCACAGUCCUCGUUUUUCCAAGAGCAGCAGAAGAUGAAUAACUAUAUGGAGCCGGUGUCAUUCAAGGACGUGGCCGUGGCCUUCACCCAGGAGGAGUGGCAGCAGCUGGGCCCGGAGCAGAAGACCACUUACAGGGAUGUGAUGCUGGAGAACUACAGCCACCUCAUCUCCGUGGGUGAGCAGAGCGGCCGAGCUGCUAAGUCAUCCGGGAUUUCCCACACGUUUUCUGAUGAAUUUGAUGGGAUAAAUGUGAAUGGCUGCCACCUCGUCAAACCGGACGUCAUCUCCAAGCUGGAGCAAGGAGAGGAGCCCUGGAGAGGAGACGGGGAAGUCCCACCUCAUGGUUGCCCAGAAGUCUGGAAAGUUGACCUGAUAGACAGAGUCAAGGAAAGUGAAGACAAACAUUCCAGGCAAACUCUAUCCAUCAACAACAAAACUCUAAUUGAAGAGAGAGGUGAUGUUCUUGGUAAGUCUUUUAAUGUGGAAAUAAACUCUUUUCCUCUAAGAAAAACAUCCUAUAAGUGUGACUCAUGUGAAAAGAGCUUAAAAUCCACUUCAGAAUAUAUUAGUAGUGAUGGAAGCUAUGCAAGAAUGAAGCCUGAUGAAUGUAGUGCCUGUGGGAAAUCACUUCUUCAUGUGAAGCUUGAGAAAACUUACCCAGGGGAGAAAUCUUAUGAAUUUAAUCAAAAUGGGGAAGCCUAUACUCUAAAUAAAGAAAGUAUUUAUCAGGACAUUAAUAUUUUGGAGAAACCCUUUGAAUAUAUUGAAUGCCAGAAAGCCUUUCAAAAGGAUGCAGUUUUUGUUAAUCCUAUGGAGAAGCCCUAUAAGUGGAAUGAAUCUGAAAUAGCCUUUCUCCAGAUGUCAAACCUCAGUGUACAUCCAACAUCUCAUAUGGAAAUGAAACCCUAUGAAUGCAAUGCAUGUGGGAAAUCCUUCUGUAAAAAGUCAAAAUUCAUUAUACAUCAGAGGACUCACACAGGAGAGAAACCUUAUGCAUGUAAUCAGUGUGGGAAAUCCUUCUGCCAAAAGGGAACCCUCACUGUACAUCAGAGAACACACACAGGGGAGAAGCCCUAUGAAUGUACAGAAUGUGGGAAAACUUUCUACCAGAAGUUACACCUCAUUCAACAUCAGAGAACUCACUCAGGAGAGAAGCCCUAUGAAUGUAGUUAUUGUGGAAAAUCAUUUUGCCAGAAGACUCACCUCACUCAACACCAGAGAACACAUUCAGGAGAGAGACCCUAUGUUUGUCAUGUCUGUGGGAAAACCUUCUCCCAGAAGUCAGCACUUAAUGACCAUCAUAAAAUUCACACAGGUGUGAAACUCUAUAAGUGUAAUGAAUGUGGGAAAUGCUUCUGCCGCAAGUCUACCCUCACAACACAUCAGAGGACACACACAGGAGAGAAACCCUAUGAAUGUAACGAAUGUGGAAAAUUUUUCUCUCGGUUAUCAUAUCUCACUGUACAUUAUAGAACUCAUUCAGGAGAGAAACCCUAUGAAUGUAAUGAAUGUGGGAAAACCUUCUACCUGAAUUCAGCCCUCAUGAGACAUCAGAGAGUACACACCGGAGAGAAACCAUAUGAAUGUAAUGAAUGUGGAAAAUUAUUCUCCCAGUUGUCAUACCUCACUAUACAUCAUAGAACUCAUUCAGGAGUGAAACCCUAUGAAUGUCAUGAAUGUGGGAAAACCUUCUACCAGAAUUCAGCCCUUUGUAGACAUCGAAGAAUACAUAAAGGGGAGAAGCCCUAUGAAUGUUAUGUAUGUGGGAAAUUUUUCUCUCAGAUGUCAUACCUCACGAUACAUCAUAGAAUCCAUUCAGGGGAGAAACCCUAUGAAUGUAAUGAAUGUGGGAAAACCUUUUGUCAGAAUUCAGCUCUUAAUCGUCAUCAGAGAACACACACUGGAGAGAAAGCCUAUGAGUGUUACGAAUGUGGGAAAUGCUUCUCUCAGAUGUCAUACCUCACGAUACAUCAUAGAAUCCAUUCAGGAGAGAAACCCUUUGAAUGUAAUGAAUGUGGAAAGGCCUUCUCUCGAAUGUCAUACCUUACUGUACAUUACAGAACUCAUUCAGGAGAGAAACCCUAUGAAUGUAGCGAAUGUGGGAAAAAAUUCUACCACAAAUCAGCCUUCAAUAGCCAUCAGAGGAUCCAUAGGCGGGGGAAUGUGAAUGUGCUUGAUGCGGGAAGGCUUCUCUGAAGUCAGACCUCAUUUUACAUAAGAGAACCCAUCCAGUGUAAUGUUAAUUCCUACCUUUGUUAAGUCAGAGUUCACACAGGGGAAAGUAGACCCACCUCUGUGCAUUAUCAAACUUCUAAUCUGAGAAUUCACAGAGCGGAAACUGCAACUACAAUAAGACACAUGACUUGUGAGAUACCAGACUGUAAAAUGUAUGAACAUGUAGAAUGUCCAUACACUUCCAUGGAGUCAGACUGUUUCACGUAUCAGGGAAUUCAUUCCAACAGGAGAUCUGUCAUUUUACAGAAUGUGGAAAAGUCUCCUCUGGAGUUAUUAAUACUAAAAGUUACAUUUCUGUUAUAAUAUCAAGUUUUUUGUAA